AUGUUUGGUAGACAGCACAAAAGUGUAGAUGAAAGUGAGCCGAGUAGUGAUGAAGAAGUAUUCAGGUUUCCAAGAAAAGUUAGAAAUAUUAUUGUGUCAAGUUCAAGCUCGGAAAAUGAGGAUUUGUAUGAGAGUGAAGAUUUUGAAGAACUAUUAGCAAACCUAGGUAUAGAAGAAGAGAAUGAGCAGAUUGAUACUGUCGGUUCAUCUGACAAUAUCCAGUGGAAGGAGUUCACCGGAAAACAAAAAUCAUUCGAAUUCACCGGGAAAAGUGGACUUCUUGUGGAACUACCUUCCAAUAUUACAGCGGGUGAAACCCUUUCUCUCUUCCUGAAUGAACAAGUGAUAGACCUUAUGGUGAAAGAAACGAAUAGGUAUGCAGAAAACAAAUUAGAUCACAAUACAAGCAGCGAACAAGCUCGAAUAAACAGAUGGAAACCCACAAAUUCCGAAGAGAUCAAAAUAUUUCUUGGACUGUUGCUUUGGAUGGGUUUGGUGCAAGUUCCACUAACUACAUAUUGGUCAACGGAUUCUCUUUAUAAUUUUCCGUUUCCUCGAAGUAAAAUGUCUCGCAAUCGAUUCGAAUUAUUGUUGUCGAAUUUACAUUUCGCAAACAACGUAGCCAUACAGUGUAAUAAUCGACUUGGGAAAGUGUUGCCAUUAGUGGAGAUACUUACAAAUAAUUACCAACAAAUAUUCUUACCCGGCUCAGAAAUUGUAGUUGAUGAGACUCUGGUUCCUUGGAGAGGAAGGCUCAUAUUCAGGCAGUACAUACCGACAAAAUCACACAAAUAUGGGAUAAAACUCUUCAAAUUGUGUUCCACAGAAGGAUAUACGUGGUCCACUAAAAUAUAUGCUGGACGCGAUUCCAGCGAGAUCCAGCGAGUUGGCAUUGCCGAAAAAGUUUGCUUCGAACUCAUAAACAAGCUGUUGAACGAAGGGCGAACUUUGUAUAUCGACAAUUUCUAUACUAGCUACGAAUUAGCAGUAAAAUUGUUAAAUUUUAAAACCCAUGUUGUCGGAACGGUACGCCAUAAUAGGAAAUUUAUGCCAAAAGCUGUUAUGCUUCACCCACUGAAGAGAGGUGAAAUAAUAUCACGGGAGGACGAUAAUGGCAUUGUAGUGCUGAAAUGGAGAGAUGUCCGUGACGUCAGAAUAUUAUCAUCGAAACAUGCACCUAUUAUGGUACCAAUUUCGGACUCGUCCACUCUUCGCGGACGUCCUCCAAAAAUAAAACCUUUAGCAGUCAUAGCUUACAAUACUGGAAAGUCUGGCAUUGACAGAAGUGACCAAAUGGCAUCAUAUGCAACAACAAUUCGAAAGAGCAUAAAAUGGUAUCGAAAACUAGCAAUUCAUUUCCUAAUAGGUACUUCUGUAGUGAAUGCACACGUUGUUUAUCAAAAAGCAACGAACAAGAAUAUACAAAUAAGAAAAUUCCGAGAGCUAAUAGUUCGAGAGUGGUUGGAAUCCGAAAACGCAAGACCCCAAGCAGUACACAAAGCAUCUCAUCGCCUGCAAAUUCGCAAAAAUCCUCAGGGCAAAUCCAUUAGAAGAAUGUGCGUUCGGUGCUACACAAAACAGAGGGAAACUCUCCAACGCCAGGACGCAAGAAAAAAUGUGCAAAAGACUAUAACAUAUUGUCCAGAGUGUCCACAGUCACCUCAAUUAUGUUUAAAAUGUUUUAACGAAUACCAUAACUAA
Molecule: messenger RNA, 1701 nt
Organism: Osmia bicornis bicornis
Lineage: Eukaryota; Metazoa; Arthropoda; Insecta; Hymenoptera; Megachilidae
Product: piggyBac transposable element-derived protein 4-like
Exons: 1
Coding region: 1-1701 (566 amino acids)
Source: RefSeq, a predicted model, not a curated record